Oppia nitens is the source of this 4444-nucleotide messenger RNA. RefSeq names its product nuclear pore complex protein Nup160-like (gene Nup160). The coding region runs from base 66 to 4400 and encodes 1444 amino acids. Gene Ontology annotation, cellular component: nuclear pore. Lineage: Eukaryota; Metazoa; Arthropoda; Arachnida; Sarcoptiformes; Oppiidae. Gene Ontology annotation, molecular function: structural constituent of nuclear pore. The record is from RefSeq and is a predicted model, not a curated record. The transcript has 12 exons.
AGUUAGAUAACAAUUGAUGACAUAAUUGAUGUACGAAUUAUAGUGACAACACAUGUGCGCUAAAAAUGACUGCAAAUUACAUUCAAAUUAAAUGUGCGGCCAACAGUACACUACAAGACUUCAAGCUAUGUGACAGUGCGGGCGCCUAUACCUAUCACGACUCAAAUGCGUGGACAACAAACACUUGCAAUCGAUUCAUAUACUGGAAGACCAGUAAUGACAUCCUUGAGCUCACAGAGCUCUCUAUGGAUGUCAACCUCACGGGAAACCAACUAAAACUACACUUCCAGAAGAGCCCUGUUCUCGAGGGGGUCAGCAUUCAUGAGACGAUUGAUAAGGUAUACGUAUUGGUGGCCACCGUGUCAUCAGUUCACCGCUUCAUCUUCAAUCAUCCCCGCAAACUGGGAUCUAUUGCACCGACUACCGGCAGUUCCCCUCAAAGUUUAAUAACAUCAAUGACUGGUAUAGAGUUAUCCCGAGUCUCUAUCUUUUAUAACGCCUAUACAAUGAAUUUGGACGAUCCGAGCAAUUGUAGUGUUUUAUCAACUUAUGGGUCAUCAAUGGGUUUACCUAUACCUACCACUUCUUGCUCUUGGCUUACACCACAAAAAGAGGCAGUUUUUGUAAUCGCUAAUAAUAUGGGAUCAUUAUUGGUGGUCCGUUUAGGUGCACCAGAAGAUGCAGGAAAAGUAAUUAGUUAUGAGUUAAAGCAGACAACAAUUAUAGGACGUCUUUGGAGUGGAAUCGUACCAUCGAUUAUGAAAAGUACUCAAGAAGGCGAAGAAGCAGCUAUUAGUUUGGUUUGGCAUUCAAUACAUAACGAUAACUUGAUAUUUGCAUUGUGUAGAGAUUUAAAGAUAAAGAUGUGGUCAUAUAAACGACAAGAAUGCUUACUAUCUCAUCCAUUAGUACCGCAAAGUCAGACAUUACAUAAAUUGUAUUCAAAUAUGAGUGUGCGACGGCCUAUCAUUUUAAAGAAAUGGAUCUCAAGAGACAAUUCGACACUAUAUUUGGCGGCUUUUAUAGCAAUUGGCGAACAAAGACAGUUUGCUUUGUUUGAACCCAUACUUGAAGACAAUCAGUAUUGUCUUCGAUCAUUGGCUGUAAUCAAUGCACCUGAAGUUGAUUUAAUUGAUUUUUGUAUUAUCAAUAACCAAAUUUGGUCGCUUUGGAUCAAUGCAAACAAUGUCUCCAAACUCUUGUAUUGUCCAAUAGAUAAUUAUUCUUCGUGGGACUGGAGAUCACUUGCCUUACACUCACAGUUCACACAUAAGAUUAACAUUAACUCAAUUCUUGUGGAUCCAAGAGAGCUAUACAUUCAAGACAUUUUCAUGAGUGGGAACUUUUCAAUGCAAACAAUUGCCAAAUCAAUUAGUAUAAUGAGCCGAAUUUCUGAAUCAUCAUUAAUUGGAUGUAAAACUGAGUUACUUAUUGAAGAAGCGACUAAAGUGGUUGAAAAUAAGAUCCGGAACGUUGUCGGAGCCGCCGAACUCUCUGCUGAAGAAUAUACAGCACUAGAGUUGGAGUCGUGGCGUAAUUUGCACUCAUUUUGUAUACAAUAUGACAACAAUGAGAAUAAACCUCUCGGACUUUUCUUUGAUCCCAAAACUGGGUUUAAAGGGAUUAUCAAAAAAUCAAACAUUGAAUUCCCGGUUAAAAGCGAUCCAUUGGAUGAAAUAAUAGUGAACUCUAUUGUCGACGAUUACAAGUAUGAUUUGAGUGUUGUCUGUGAAGACCCUUCACUGGAAUCAAGUUUAGGACAUCUUUUAAAAAGUAUUGCAUUAAUUAAUGAGACACUCGUUGAAGACAAUUUGGUUUGUUUUGAAGCAUAUUUAUUGAGAGGCGAAUCACCGAUCAUUGCCGCCGAAGUACUUAUUGAUAACUCAUUGAUUUUAGCAACAGAUCCUAAAUCAGCAAAUGGAGAGCCUUUAAAACAUGCAUUUAAUAAUAUAAUAACAAAAGCACCACAACUUUUAGAUGCCAUUAAUUUAAUUAUUAGAGCACUUGAAUCAUAUAUUAAAGACACUAAUGAAGAACAAACUAUUUUAUCAAAUGGUUUACAAAUUAUUUCUCCAGUUUUUGUUAAUUGCUUUUCAAGUAAUCGCGGACUUAAUUUGUUGAGCGAAAGUGUUAAGCGAAUGGUACGCUUGAGGUUUAAUUUCUGUCGCGAUUUACUAUUAUUUCAAUCAUUUAUUAUUAAAUUACGAAACAAAGAAAGUCUUGAAGUGAUUGAAAAGAUCAAUACGACUACAAUACCGAUUACCGCAGAAUUAUUAAACGCAUAUUAUUUGAUGACAUGGAUUUGUGAGACACCAAUGAAUUUAACUAAUGUCGGAUCAAUUGUUAAUGAAGACAGUGUCGCUCUUUUAUCACUUUUAGAACUUAACGAAUAUAUUAAUAUUAACAGAAGUGGUCUCUCUUCGACAUCAUUUUUAUUUGAUUGCGGACCUAAAACUAUCGUCAAUUAUUUUAUUCAAAAUAAUGGCGGAAUUAUAGCAAAAAAAUUGUUAACAAAUAAGUUAGAAAACGAAAACGAAACUGUGGCCAACUUAGAGUUGUGGUCAACAAUAUUACCGCAAUAUAUUCAGUCAAUUGCACUCUUGAUCUCUCCAAUUACCAGUCAUUUUCAUUUGCCUGAAUUUUUAUUGGGUUUUGGACAAUACAAUCUUCUUAUAGAAUAUAUCAAUAAAUUGGACGUCUGGUGUGAGUGGAACUCAUACUCGCGUCUCUUUUUGAAAGCACUCUCUUAUUUGAUUACCGGAGAGUCAUAUAAGUCAGUCUCACUUUUUAAUAGAGCUUUGUUUGGUGUCAUAGCAUCUGAAAAAGAUGAAGAAUUAUUUAUUAAGAGAAUUAUUGGACAUAAUUUUCAACUUGAAAUCGACGAAGAAGUUGAAAAUAAUUUAGAAAAUAGCAAAUUGAAUGUGAUUUAUAAAUAUUACAACAAAUUAUUACAAUUAUUUGCUAUUUAUGGUAAUCCAAGUGAUGUCAUUCAAGUAGUUGACAGCGCUUUGUCUGCUUUGACUAAUCCAAAUACUGGUGAUAAUUAUAAUGAACACAUAUCUUCGUUAUUGUCGACAAAAUUUAUGGCUCAUUUAGAGCUCGGAAACACAACUGAAGCCUACGAGACAAUGAUAUCAAAUCCAGAUUUGUCUCAGAAGAAGAUAUGUUUGAGACAAUUCAUUGUCCAUCACUGUGAUAGCGGACAGUUAUCAUCGCUUACAGCAUUCACUUAUAUAGAUAUUGAAGAAGAAUUUGUUAAUAUAAUAGAGUCGAGGGCCAGAUCUACUGAUUUGCAUUUGUCUAAUCAUAUCAAUUAUUAUCAUCUUUUAUAUUCAUAUUUUGUAAGAGACAGUAACUAUCGCAGAGCCGCGUCUAUUAUGUAUGAAUAUUGUCGAAGACUUAGUCAGGAAACUAAUGGCAUUGAAAGCAUUGAAAAACAAGUGAAUUCAUAUGUUAUUGUCUUAAAUUGUCUUAAAAUAAUUAAUCCCAAAUACUCGUGGAUUGUUAAGCAUUCAUAUAAAAUGAAUAACUCGUCUCCGAUGACAAAACGCAAACACGGAUCACCUGAACAGUCAUUGGAUGAAAUGGAUAACAAUCGCAAACUGGAAGUUGAAAUACUUGACAGCGUUAAUAUCAAAUGUGAAUAUGAAUUGAUUAAAUCAAGACUUAGAUUAUUACAAAAAGAUGAGAAGACAUACGCUAUCGCUAAUACAUCACUGACCGCCAGUCAAACUGUCCGAUUACUAAUUGAGGGAUCACUCUAUGACAUAGCCUUUAAUUUAUGUCAAUUACUUAAACUAAAUUAUGAACCUAUAUUUGAAGGCAUUGUUUCAAAAUAUAUAUAUUUAGUUCAAUCGGGAAACACCAUUGAAGUGGUAGAUGUUUACGAUUGUUUUGUGGACAAUGACACACCAUCUCUUGGGUUUAUUGCCUGUGCUCUUAUGACACCAGUUGAUAAAAUGUGGCAUUUGAUCACUACUUAUUUGAAUAGAUAUGAAACACCCGGACAAACAACAUAUAAGAAAUGUGUGGCACAAAAAUUAUUAGCAAAUGGAUUAAUGAUACCGACGUGUCUUAAAUUGAAUUAUCAGAAACAAAAUUGUCCGGAAUUUCUUCGGUUGUUAAUAACUCACAAUUUCAUUGAAGAGGCGUUCAAUUUGUCAAUUGAAUACAUUCGCGCUUUUAUGGGAAAGGGAACCGACUAUUUUGAUAUUCGGUCUGCUGUUUUACCCAACACUCGUCCUCUUUAUAUUCCUUAUCAUAUAUUUAACGUUUUGUUACGAAUUUUAAAUGAAGAGAAAAGUGUUGAUAAAUAUAAAAAGAUGUACAACACUUUGACUAUAGAAAUGAAAAAACUUCGCGAUUUGACUAUUCACGCCUCAAACUCGUUGAGCAUAUGAUUUAAAUUAAAAUAUAAUUUUUAAUAAUAAUUAUUUUUAUUAAU